Alnus glutinosa is the source of this 1583-nucleotide messenger RNA. Its product is annotated as eukaryotic translation initiation factor 3 subunit E. Gene Ontology annotation, biological process: translational initiation. The coding region runs from base 65 to 1378 and encodes 437 amino acids. The record is from RefSeq and is a predicted model, not a curated record. Gene Ontology annotation, cellular component: cytoplasm; eukaryotic translation initiation factor 3 complex; nucleus. The transcript has 8 exons. NCBI's taxonomy places the organism in Eukaryota, Viridiplantae, Streptophyta, Magnoliopsida, Fagales, Betulaceae. Gene Ontology annotation, molecular function: translation initiation factor activity.
GGGGAACUUGUAAACCUAAAACGCAGAAUCGGUUUGUAAAUCCUUAGCAAGAGAGUUGAGAGGCAUGGCGAGCUACGACCUCACUCCGCGCAUAGCGCCGCACCUGGACCGGCACCUGGUCUUCCCAAUUCUGGAGUUUCUCCAGGAGCGCCGGCUCCAUGAGGACGAGCAGAUCCUCAAGUCGAAGAUCGAGCUUCUCAACAAGACCAACAUGGUCGAUUACGCCAUGGAUAUCCACAAGAGUCUCUAUCACGCCGAAGAGGUCCCCCAAGAUAUGGUGGAUAGGAGGGCGGAGGUGGUGGGGAGGCUCAAGGCGCUGGAGGAGGCGGCGGCACCGCUCGUCGCUUUUUUGCAGAACCCAAAUGCCGUGCAGGAGCUAAGAUCUGACAAGCAGUACAAUCUCCAAAUGCUCAGUGAACGAUACCAGAUCGGAACAGACCAGAUAGAGGCCUUGUAUCAGUAUGCCAAAUUUCAGUUUGAAUGUGGAAACUACUCUGGCGCUGCUGACUAUCUGUAUCAGUAUAGGGCCUUAUGCACAAAUAGUGAGAGGAGUCUGAGUGCAUUGUGGGGAAAGCUUGCAGCUGAGAUUUUAAUGCAAAACUGGGACAUUGCUCUUGAAGAGCUUAAUCGGUUGAAAGAAAUUAUUGACUCAAAGAAUUUUGCAUCACCAAUGAAUCAAGUGCAAAAUAGAAUAUGGUUAAUGCAUUGGAGUCUAUUCAUCUUUUUCAACCAUGACAAUGGAAGAACGCAGAUCAUUGAUCUGUUUAAUCAGGAUAAGUAUCUUAAUGCCAUUCAAACAAGUGCUCCCCAUCUUUUACGCUACUUAGCCACUGCAUUCAUUGUCAACAAAAGGAGGAGACCUCAAUUCAAAGAAUUUAUAAAGGUUGUUCAGCAAGAGCAACACUCCUACAAAGAUCCCAUUACGGAAUUUUUAGCAUGUGUGUAUGUAAAUUAUGACUUUGAUGGGGCUCAAAAGAAGAUGAAGGAGUGUGAAGAAGUAAUAUUGAAUGAUCCCUUCCUCGGCAAACGAGUUGAAGAAGGAAACUUUUCUACUGUACCACUACGAGAUGAGUUCCUUGAAAAUGCUCGCCUAUUUAUCUUUGAGACCUACUGCCGAAUACAUCAGCGCAUUGACAUGGGAGUUCUUGCUGAGAAGUUGAAUUUGAAUUAUGAGGAGGCUGAGAGAUGGAUUGUGAAUCUUAUCCGGGGCUCAAAGCUUGAUGCCAAGAUUGAUUCACACUUAGGAACGGUUAUUAUGGAACCCAAUCAUCCCAACGUGUAUGAGCAGCUAAUAGACCACACCAAGGCACUUUCAGGACGUACUUACAAGUUAGUCAGUCAACUUCUGGAACAUGCACAGGCACAGCCUGCACGUUAAGUUUGGUAGUGAAGUUUCUAAGAAGUCAUUCAGAAUUUAUUUCCUUUGAAAAUUCCCAGUGUUAGCGACUAGAUAAUCAAUUCUGGCAAAGAUAAUUAUGUUUUUUGUUCCCCAGGCUUUGCUGUUAACUUGUUCAGAUUUGAAGAGAUGUUGCUCUUUUUCUUUACUUUCUACAGUUAUGACAAUGGAGAACUGCCUGACUCAA